Blepharisma stoltei is the source of this 2040-nucleotide messenger RNA. NCBI's taxonomy places the organism in Eukaryota, Ciliophora, Heterotrichea, Heterotrichida, Blepharismidae. The record is from the annotation of a GenBank genome assembly.
AUGAAAUCAUCGAACUUAACAGAAUAUUUUGAGAAGCAACUCGAACUACUUUCUAUAGAAUCUCAAAGUCUUUCAGAGCUUUCAGUAAAUUCAAUUAAAACUAAAUUAAUUGAAAGAAUAUUUAGCUUGGAAUCCAAUCAAAAGCCUCACAUACUUAUCCCCGAAACUAAAGGAAAUUUAUUUGAUCUUACAGAAAAAAUCAAUAACCCACCUUUGAGUUUUGGAGCUAAACUAAGAAAAAAACAGCUGAAGCAAAACCAUUCUCGCAAAAAAGAAUUAAUUUUAGAAGGAGAGAACAUUGAUACUACAGUUGAUAAUUUUCCGAACACAAGCAAAUCUCAAAAUAUUACUAUAAGUGACAAUGAUAGAUUGAAAAUAUUAAAACAUUAUGAAUUAGAAAGAAAAAGACGCGAAGAGAACCGAAAAAAUAGCCUUGAAGCACUUCAAAGAAAAUACUUACUCCCCCCCUCCGUGAAGGAAAUUUUUUUAAUAGAAAAUUUUUUUAUGAAAAAAAUUGAUAUAUAAGUGAUAAUUAGUAUAAUGAAAUCUAUAGCUAAUUCUGUUUAAUUUUAAAAAAAUUUGCGUUUUAAAACAUAAAUUUUAUAAAUUAAAUUAAAUAUUUGCUUUCCAAUUUUUGCGAAUUAGGAUUUUUUUAAAAUUUUCGAAUUUUUUUUUUUAAAAAAUAAACCCCCUCCUUAAGCAAACAGGUUUUUUUUGUUCACUCACGGAGGGGGGGGGAGUUUAGAAAAACUGGAACUAGAAAGCAAGGAAAUGGAAGAACGACAGAAGAGACAAGAAGAAGAGAAAAAAUUAAAAAUCCAAGAAAAGCUAGAAGAGAUUGAAAUCAGAAAAAAAGAAAGAGAGGAAAAAAUAAUAGAAUCAAAUAAAGCCUUCAAACAUGUAGCUUCAGUCAAACCUUUAUUUCAAAAACUGGAAGAAAGAUAUCAACAGCAAUAUAUAAUCCCUGAGCUUGAAAAAAGAAAAUACGAGCUAGCUCAAAAGAGACAAAUGCUUGCACCAAUUAAUAUGAAAGAAAUUAUCUCGCAUGAAAAAAACUAUUUUGAGAAUUUUGAAGAACUGAGGCACAGAAGAGAAUUGGAAUUAAAACGGAAAAAGCAAGAUAUUGCUUUGCAUGAAGCUUCAUUAGUGUUUUAUAAGUCUAAAGCUGCUCAAGUCUUAGAAAAAGAAGAAUUAGAAAAAAUGCAAGAGCAGAUGAAAAAAGAUAUAGCAUGGGCUCUCUUGCGCUUAAAAUCUGGGGGUUUGACUUGUCACCUUCAGUUGAUGAGCCAAAUCCUUGUGAUGGAUUUGCUAACUUGAGCUGACUAUUUUACUAAAUGUGAGAGUCAGAUCUCCAGAUUUCUGUAAAUGAGUAGGUGUAAGGGCACGCUAAAAGCGUGCCCACUCUAUAUAGAAAGAACUGAUAAUAUUGAAAAAAGAAAAAUUUAUGGAGACAUUAUCAGUGAAAUGUUCAGACCUAUUUGCUUUAAGCCAAGCAAAGCAGAAACAACUUCAUCUCAGAAUAAAAAGCCAAAAAAAUUAGAAAUACAAAAAAGCCUAGAUUCCAAACAGUUUGAGCCUUUAGAGUUUAAUAAAAAUGGAAGCAAUACUGAAAGGAAUAAGAAAAAUACAGAUAUUUUGAGGAGAAAAAAUUCAAUUAGAUCACAAACAAAUAAAAAGCUCAGAAAGCCACCGAAUGAGUCUGUAAAUAGUAGUGUUCAGUCUUUAGGAAUGAAAAAGGAACAAAAAUCUAUUGACUAUUUAAGAGAAUUGAGGCAGAAGAGGAACGAAAAUUUAAGCAUGAUAAUUGGGAAAAUUAAAUGGGAGGAUAUUGUGGAAGAUAAAGAAUGCUCAACGCCAGAAAAAGUUUCUGAAGUUCAAAAAAGAGCUUUAAGAGCUGAGCAGCAAGCAAGAAGCUAUGAAUCUUUUGUAAAUGAUAAAAAUAUUAGUAAUGCAAAACGAAUUGAAGCUAAUGAAGCUUUAAGCCAAGUUUACAUAGAUGCAAUUAAAGCAAAGUUGGCUGUUUUGAAUAGCAUAAGCUAA